Messenger RNA from Adineta steineri, 1413 nucleotides. The record is from the annotation of a GenBank genome assembly. Lineage: Eukaryota; Metazoa; Rotifera; Eurotatoria; Adinetida; Adinetidae.
AUGAAGACACUACGCGAUACAAAUAAUAAUAAUAGUAAUACAAAUCAACAACAUUUUUCAUCGACUAUUAAUCGACAAAAUCUAAUAGCAUCAAAUGAAUCAUUACAUCCAGUUUCAGAUUUUGGCAAUCAACUUCAGCAACAAACAAUCUGUCGGACUAAUAAUGAUCAAUUAUCAACUCAUCAAGCUGGAUCUUCUUCAAAACUAUCAUCACAAAAUAAUAUUAAUUCUAAUCCAUUCAAUGGUGAUGUAAAUCAACUAUCAUCUAUGAUUCAAUCAUAUCUAUCGAAAUUGGGUACAAAUCAAAAUUUUCAAUCCGAUACGAUAAAUCCGUUGUUUUAUUUACAAUUAAUGAAUGCUAAUACAGCGUUUAUGCAACAAUUGUCAGCUACUCAAAAUAAUAUUCCGUCAACACAUCAUGAAUCAAUAAAGCAUGCGCAAAAUCCAUCCAUUUUAGAUAAUCAACAAACACCUAUAUCAAAUAUUGAUUUAUCAACAGGAAGAAAUUCUCAAAUUUUACAAGCUGAUUCAAAUGUUUUUGUACCUAAAACACGUCCAAUGACACAAGACGAAAUAGCUGAACAUGCUCGAUUAGUUUAUCAACGAGCUUUACAACGAAACCAAAUACAACAAUACAACGAUUUUAUGAAACAUUUUCAUGAAUCCUUACAUAAUAAACAACAGAAUUCUUCAGUUAUAAAAUCAUCUAAUCGUAAUGAAGUACCAAGUGUACCUAGUGUUAGUAAUAUUGUGUCAAUGGGUACAUUUGAUAUUGUUGAUACAAUGAUUUCGUCACCAUCAUCAUGUCGGUCAAUGAAAGAAGCAAAUAUUGAUAAAGCUCAAUCAUCAUUAUCACUUCUUUCAGUUGAUAAUACAAAAAUAAUUCAUAAUACAAAUUCAAUACUUGAUCCAAGUGCACCGAUAUUUAUCCCACAACAAAAUCAAUUAAAACUUGAUGAUGAUAAUGAAACAUCAUCAUCAUCAUCGUGUGAUUCAGAUUUUAAUGAUUUUCAUUAUCUUGAUCAAUUUCUUGAUGAAUUCUAUAGUACAGAUAAUGAACAUGAUAAUCAUUUAAUUAUAAAAAAAUCUUCAUUAUCUGAAAUAACAAUUAAUAAAUAUCCUUUGAAUCAUCAUCAUACACUUGGUCAAGGUGAUGUAAUGGAAGAAAUAAGUGAACAACCUCUAUCAACAACUAUCGAAAAACAAGAAUAUCAAUAUUCAAUACAUGAUUUACUUAAUCGAUAUCGAAAUCCUCGUUGUCAUUUAGUUUUACCUGAAUGGUCACGUUUAUCAUUAAUACUUCCUAAUGUAUGUUCUAUGCGUAAUCAUACAUAUAAAAUCAAACGAUAUUUUGCUUAUCGUCGUCGAUUACAUGAUCAAGAUCUCAAUAUAUCAAUAUCUAUUCAAGGAUAA